Molecule: messenger RNA, 5269 nt
Organism: Astrephomene gubernaculifera
Lineage: Eukaryota; Viridiplantae; Chlorophyta; Chlorophyceae; Chlamydomonadales; Astrephomenaceae
Source: the annotation of a GenBank genome assembly
GCUUUUUUCUUACCAUAAUAGUGUUGAGUCGGCUCCAAGGAAAUACACGCUUACACCUUCCCACGUGCAGUGGAUAGACUGUCUUCUGUCUAUUUCCUUUACUCGAUGCGAAAGGAAUGCGCGCAAUUUUCCUUGCAUCUAAGCAGGAUGCAAGUGACAUCGAGAAAUGGGCAACUUCGCUGCAGGCUGCUGGGGCCGCUAUAAAGCAUGUUACUGCCUGGUCUAGCCCAGAUGAUUUCGGCCGGCGUCAGCUUGGAGACGCUUGCAAUGUUGAUACCUUCUUAUUGGGCCCGGGCGCGCAGCUGGAAUCGCACAUUGCGCAAUGUCACGGCGGAGACGCACUCCUGCUCAUAUCAGUUGACCCGGCUCAGCACCUGCUGCCGCGGGCCGGCGUGGUGUUGCUCAUCUGGCAGCCCCAGGUGCCACUUGACAUUGUCCAGGCGUGCACAGGGUUACCACCAAGCCUGGCAGACGGGGCCAAUGUGAAGGGGCUGUUACUUGUCGACGCUUCACCGAGCCUGACCCUUUCAGUCACCCACAAGGCGUUGGAAGGCGCCGGCCUACAGGCACUGGCGCGCAAGCCCACAGUCCUAGCCCUGCGCACCCUACAGACACCCCAAGCCGCCGUGCAGCCGCUCUUGCAGCUAGCGGAUGCCCUGCCCUCCGUACCCCUGCCUAAGCCCGCCUUGCCGUUCGGUUCAGGCGAUGUUCGCAUCGCAGUCGCACGCGAUGACGCCUUCGGCCCCUGCUUCCACGAGAACCUCACCCUGCUGCACCAGGCGGGCGCGCAGCUGCUGUUCUUCUCGCCGCUGUACGACACCUGCAUCCCCAGCGGCGCCCAGUGCCUGUACCUUUCCAGCGGGCCGCUGGAGCCGGAGCGCUGGCAGCAGCUGGCCAUCAACCGGCCGCUGCUGGCAGCCGUCCGGGCCUUCUGCGACGCGGGCGGCAUGGUGCUGUCGGAGGGGGCGGGGCUCUUAUACCUGUCGCGUUCGGUGGACUUGGACGAGGAGGACGGGACGCACCGGUACCACGUGCACGACAUGGCGGGUGUGCUGCCCUUCAAAGCGCGGCUGUUGCCGGAGCCGCAGACCGCGGCGGUGCAGCUGAACGUGGCCGCGGGCAACCCGCUGCUGCCGGCGGGCUGCAGGCCUCGGGGCUACCUCAGCGCGCAGGCGGGCAUUGUAGUGGUGGAGGAGAAGCACCUGCAGAGCCUGGUCUUUGGGCUCCCAGGCGCAACCGGCAAGGGGGCUCCAGCACCCUUCAGCAUGACGUACGAAGUCACUGUCAUGCAGCAGCGGCAGCAGCAGCAGCAGGCAUCGGAUGCGGGAGCAGUAGCCACUGCAGACGAGGGCCUUGGCCUAGGCCAGCCUCAGUCUGAGGGCUACACAGUCCACAACGUGCUGGCGAGCAGCUGCCUGCUAUACCUGCCCUCCGUGCCGGGCCUCGCUGCGCACCUGGUCCGCUCCUGCGCCGGCAUCGACCCGGUGGGCUUGGCGACCAGCAUGGCACAGCAGCUGGGCUGCUCCGGCAUGACCCAGGCCUCCAAGCUGCAGCUGCAUUCCGCGAUAGCGUCGGCGAACACGAGCCGGGGCACGUCGCGGCGUCCGAGCAUACAGGACGUGGCUGCAUGGGGGGCUUCCUGUCGCGGCAACAGCGGCGUGAGCAGCUGCGCUAGCAGCACCACCGGCAUGGCUGCCUGCGUGCCGCACCACCACGGGCAACCCAUGCAUGGCGGCGGCGUUAUCAACCACCAGCACCAGCACCUGCAGACCCAACACCACACCUUUCACGGCCACGCCCUGCCGCCGGCCGGACCUAUGUGCCCCACUGCUCACGAUAGCAGCUCGUACUUCGGGUCUACGUACAGCGGCAUGAGUCAGCCCUCACCGCGGCACGGCUCCCACCUCGCGCACAGCAGCAGCACAAGCGCGAUGUCACCCGGCUGGGCGGCCCAGCCUCCUCCCCGACGUAGCCUGUGUGGACCCGCGGCUCAGCUGCCGCCGCCCGGCUUGUCGUACAUGCACGGGGUCGUACAGUCGUGCUCGCUGCCGCCCGCUCACCACAGCCCUGCGUCGCACGCCGCGAGGGACAAGCUGUCCGCGGUGUGUAAUACCGCGCACCAGCCGGCCCCGCCGCCACCUCAACAGCACCAGCCGCAGCUGGUGGUGGAGUGCAGCACUCCGCCACCGCGCAGCAAAGCAGAUCCGGGGCGGGAUAGUUUGGAGGAGCUGUCGUCCUCGACGCCGGUGGGGCCAGCCCACAAGCUCCCAGCUGUCACCACCUGCUCGCCAGUGGCAGACUGCUGCGAAAAGGGCGUCGCAGCGCAGGACGAAUCUCCCAAGACAUGCAUGGAGCGCUGUCAUUCUAGUGACAAAUGCGUUGGCGAGGACGUGAUGGAGGGUGCAAUGGCAACUCCCAAGAGCCAGGGCUCGCUCUUCCACGCCGCAAGCGUCGGCUGCUUUCCCUCAUACGGAGCCGCCCCGGGCUAUGGCGCCCUGGACGCCCCCCAGCACCCGGGCAUGGAUGGGGGCAGCCCCAUCCGCACGGGCUAUGCGCACGGCGGCUAUGGCUGGGGCGGCGCCCCGCCUGCUGCGCCGCAUGCAUGGUCGCCUGGCAUCGCAACAGCCCGGCAGAGCACCAUGGGUCUGCUGGGCCCGAUGCCCGCGGGCCCCCCCGCUCCCUCGCACCUCGGCGGGGUGGUGUGCUGCGCGCCGGGCGCGUGUGAGGCGCUGGUGGCUAUGGGUCUGGGCAACCGGCUGUCCGGCAUCGGUGCGGACUGCGACCAUCCGGCGGAUGUGUGCGCCAGCCGGCGGGUGGUGAUGGGCUGGGUGCCGCCGGAGGAGGCGCCGCAGGGGGCCGCGGCGCGAGGGAUCCGCGUGGUGCUGCCGGCCGCGGGAGGCGGCGGCAGCGGCCUGGGCUCAGCUGUCGCGGGCGGUCGGGGUGGCGGACGCAGCUCGGUGGAGCAGCAGCAGCAUCGCGCCGGUGGUGGCGGGGUGUCACGCGGUGCAGGGGGAGGGGCUGCUGGUGGCGGCAGCAGCAGCGGUAAGGUGCUGCUGGUGGACGAGUUGGCUCUGCGUCAUGAGCCGCCGGGCGUGCUGGUGCUGCCGGACCUCGGGGAGCUGGGGGAGGGGGAGCGGGCGCAGCUGGAGCAGGCGCUGGUGGAGAUGGGCCUCAUGAGUCCAGGCGGCGGCUCCCGGGGCGUCUGCUCCGUGCUGCAGGUGCGCUGCCGCAGCCUGGUGGACGUGAUGGACUUGAUGCUGGAGCUGGGCGCGGCGGCGGGGGAGCAGCAGCCCGCAUCCAUGCUGCUGGAGCGGCUGCAGGGCAGGAUCAGGCGCGUGGCGGCAGCCGCAGCGGCGGCAGCUGCGGCGCGGAGGAGCGGCGGGGCAGCGGUGGGGCCGGUGCCUGCGGCGGCUGUGGGGGCGGUGGGGAGGUCUGUGGUGCCAGCUGUGGUGCGGCCGGCGGGGCAGGGACCGCGAGUGCUGGUGCUGCAGUCGCUGCAGCCCUUUGUGGAGCCCGGCAGGUGGGUUCCCGAGAUGUUGUCCCUCGUGGGCGCCACCUCCUGCCUCGCACUGCCCGGCGGCCCCGACGUGCCGCUCUCCUGGCAGGACCUCCGACAGCGCGCCGCACCGGACGUGCUCAUCAUCCUCACCCCGCCCGGGGAGGACCUCCUGCUGGGCGGCCGCAGGACGGCGCCGGGGCCCGCCGGCUCGGCGGCCGCAUGCGGCCCCAGCGGUCACGCAGGGCCCAGCAGCUUCCCCGGCGCCGGCAGCAGCAGCAGCCUGAGUGAGCAGCUGGCCUGGCUGGCUGCGCAGCCCGGCUGGUGGUGUUUGCCGGCGGUGCGCAGCAGCCAGGUGUACCUGCUGCAGUCCGCGUACUGCGUGCGGGCGGGGCCGAGGCUGGUGGACGGCGCGGAGCUGCUGGCGCGGUUGCUGCUGCCGGGGCACUUCAGCAGCAGCAGGAAGGUGCCGGCAGGGAGCGUGAUGCGGCUGGCGUUGGCAGCGGGGCAGAGGUGCCGGGCGACGUUGCUGCCGAGCUACUUUGUGACGAUGGCGUUCAAUUAAGGGGAUGCUGGUCACAGGGGGGUGCGUUUGGGUGGUCUUGGUGUGCAUUGCCAUGACGUGGCGUUGUUGGUAUGGUGGUUGUGAGGGUUGUCCUGCGGCAUGUGCACCGGCGUGAUGGUUUGCGUGAAUGAUUGCAUGGAAGACGGCUGUCGAUUGCGGUACUGCAUAGGGUAGGGUUAGCGGUGCCAUACGACCACAAGGCUACGGCGCAACAAUUUUGUUACACGUCGGACGGCUGCUACCGAGGGUGUUGCGUUUUGUGCUAACAGGGUUCAUGAGGGGUUUGUCCAGCUUUGUCGCAAAUGGGCACCAUCAGCUUUAGGUUUGUUGUGAACCGACAUUUUGCGAGGCCUUACGACAUAAUGAUGUCUUUGAUGUGCAUGGGCGAUUUUCAGUGUGCAGCAGGUGAAGCCGUGAUGCUUUAUUUAUGUGUUGCAUAUCUCGUGCGAUAGCAGCACAUUGAUCCUACUGUGCAAGAUAUCUUCGUAUGUUGGAACUGUUGCAGGCAUCAUAGGACGUAGGAAACAUGCUGACGAUGUUGCGAACAUUGCGACCAGCGGUCUUGACUGCUGCGAUCGGAACGAGUUCAGGAGCUAGACAUGCUUCUUAUGUACCCAUUGUAAUUGAACAGACAAGUCGGGGUGAACGUGCCUACGAUAUUUUCAGCAGAUUACUAAAAGAGCGCAUUGUCAUAGUUACUGGCUCCAUCGAUGACCAUUCGGCGAAUUCCAUUGUGGCCCAGCUCCUCUUCCUGGAGAGCCAGGCGCCAGACAAGCCGAUCACCAUGUACAUCAACAGCCCCGGAGGCGUGGUCACCUCCGGCCUGGCCAUAUACGACACCAUGCAGUACAUCCGCUGCCCCAUCAGCACGCUGGUGGUGGGCCAGGCGGCGUCCAUGGCGUCCCUGCUGCUGACGGCGGGCGACAAGGGGCAGCGCAGGAGCCUGCCGCACGCGCGCAUCAUGCUGCACCAGCCGCUGGGCGCUGCGGAGGGCCAGGCCUCCGACAUCAUGAUCCGCGCGCAGGAGAUCAUGCGCAUGAAGGACACCCUCACCGGACUCUACAUCCGCCACACCGGCUGCUCGCGGGAGGCGGCGGAGAAGACUCUGGACCGCGACUCCUUCAUGUCAGCUGCAGAGGCGCGCGAGUUCGGGCUGAUAGACGAGAUACUGGUGGAGCGGCCCGCCAGCGAGGUGCACAGCUAGGGGG